AUGUGCUCAGUGAAGCUCAAUCAACUUCUUUCCAUUACCCACAAUUGCCGUAUCCUCAUAUGCUUAAUUUGCAGGUCAGCAAUUCGACCUGAUAAGAGCAUAGAGAGACAUUUCCGGAGCAUACAUCGUUCAAAGGGCGAGACGUUGAGGCAGAUCAGGAUAUUCUGCUCAUCUUGUACAUUCGAUGAUCCUACUACAACCACCCUCCCCAAAGAUUACAGUAAAGCGAUACCUGAACUUCCAGUCCUCCGCGGGUUGCGCUGCAGUUACUGUCGCUGUCUAACAAUCAGCCGCAGAAGUCUUACUAAACAUUUCAAAAGAUAG
This is a messenger RNA of Ilyonectria robusta, 324 nucleotides long. RefSeq lists its product as uncharacterized. Lineage: Eukaryota; Fungi; Ascomycota; Sordariomycetes; Hypocreales; Nectriaceae. The coding region runs from base 1 to 324 and encodes 107 amino acids. The transcript has a single exon. The record is from RefSeq and is a predicted model, not a curated record.